AUACGAAUAAUAAAGAAAAAUGGAAAAUUGAAAUUCAUCGAUAACUCUGGCAGGCGAAGACAACUGAUAGGAACUGGAAGCCAUCAAAAGCUGUUAUCCCCAAAAGACUAAUCUCUACAAUUCCCAAUUCCCAACCCAACCAACCGACUUAAAUUUAUUCAUUUUUAUUUUAUUUUAUAUAUUUAAUAACACAGAAAAAAAUAUAUACACUGGUGGUGGUGGUUGUUGUAUAAUUCUGUUGUGGAUUGACGAGGAAGAAGAAGAAGAAGACCAUCGACCAUGGCGAUGCGCGAGCUUGUGACUGGCGGAGCAGCUUGUGCGGUUCCAGGCUCAUCUUCUUCCGCCAAUCCUUUCGGUGCUCUCGCCAACGCUCUUAUCGGCUCUUCUUCCAAGACACAGGAAAGGUUGAAGGAGAUACCUCAAUCCACGCCCACAGCUUCUGAGCCGCAGUUUUAUCCGGACGCCCAUGGCCACCUGCAGCAACUCCCUGGCUCGGAGUUUGAGCAGCCGUUUAUGCAACCUGGCACUCAGAGCUCGGACUUUCUUCGAAACUUCAACUCUGUUGACGGCAAUAGACUACUUGACAAUGCAUGGGAUGAGAUACAGAGUUCUCAACCUCCGCCUAUGCAUGUUCCUCAACUUGACCGCAUUUAUGAUCUUGGAGCUGCUCCUCAGCUUCAACCGACUUUGGAUGGGCCACCACAAAGGGUGUUGUCAAGCUUUUUGCACUCAUUUGUUGAAAGUAGCCGUGGUGGAAUGCCUUUCCGUCCGGCUCCACUUCCAGUGUUAGGAUUGUCCGCUGGUGACAAAUGGUGCAUACGUGAUCGCACCAGCAUCAUGGCCCGACAUUUUUUUGCAGAUAAAAGUGAAGAUUUUAUUAAUGGGCAGGUAAAUGCACUUCUAUCUUCUUUAGAUAUUGAGAGUGAUGUCAACAGUAAAGGACCUCUGCCUGCAAGGUUUCGGGAACUGGAGGAUUAUUGGAAUGAAUCCCAAGCUAUAAUGAAACCUGGUGCUCACGCUACAGAAGGAUGGGUGACUGAAUUUAACCAACACAGAGUAGAUCAUGGUGAUCCUAAUGCGUGGGCUCACUCAUUUGAGCGACAACAUGGUGCCAAUGGUUGGGCCUCCGAAUUUGAGCAGGAACAGUCCCAGUUGAUGUCUGCAGAUCAUAUGAGAGGUGCAAAUAUGGCAAACUUAGCUGCAAUGGAGCAGACUCGUAUGCUUGCAAAUACACUAGCUCAGAAUGAUGACCCAAAGUUUCAGAAGUCGAGGUUUCUCCAGUUUGUGUCAAAGAUGAGUCGUGGUGAACUCAUUAUCGAUGAUAAUCAAGUCAAGCCUGCCGCAUCAUCUGCAUCUGGGGAUUGGGCAGGGGAGUAUCAACAACAGUAUAAUGCAGGUCCUAAUUGGGCUGACGAAUAUGCCGGUGGUGAGCUAUCUCAUGGACCCAAUCAAUGGGCAAAUGAGUUUGCUUCUGAACAAGAGCAGCAUGGGUCAGUUGAUGAUCAGUGGGUCAAUCAGUUCUCUAAGUUGCAUGUUGAUGACUGGGCAGAGGAAUUUGGAAAUCAGGUUGGUGAAGGAAUCUUGGGGGAUACUUCAGCUGAUACCUGGGCUAAUGCAUAUGAUGAGUACCUAAAUGAGCAAGUAGCUUCCAAACAACAUUCUGAUGCUUCAAGGGGGGUCUAUGUGUUUUCUGAUAUGAAUCCUUAUGUCGGUCACCCAAACCCACUAAAAGAAGGCCAGGACAUGUUCCACAAGGGUCUUUUGAGUGAAGCAGUGCUUGCUUUAGAAGCUGAAGUUCUCAAGAACCCUGAAAAUGCUGAAGGUUGGAGGCUACUUGGAAUAGCACAUGCAGAAAAUGAUGACGAUCAACAGGCCAUUGCAGCUAUGAUGCGUGCUGAGGAGGCUGAUCCAACAAAUCUCGAAGUGCUUCUUGCUCUUGGAGUGAGUCAUACAAAUGAAUUGGAGCAGGCUGCUGCUUUAAAGUAUUUAUAUGGAUGGCUACGCCAUCACCAAAAGUAUGGGGUGCUUGCCCGACCAGAGCUGUCGGAUUCUUUGUACUAUGCUGAUGUUGCUAGAUUAUUCAAUGAAGCUGCUCAAAUGUCACCUGAAGAUGCUGAUGUGCAUAUAGUACUUGGUGUCCUUUACAACUUGUCAAGAGAAUAUGACAAAGCCAUUGAGUCCUUCCGAUUAGCUUUGAAACUAAAGCCGCAAGAUUACUCUCUCUGGAACAAGCUUGGAGCAACACAGGCAAACAGUGUUCAGAGUGCUGAUGCGAUAUUGGCUUAUCAACAGGCACUAGAUUUGAAGCCUAAUUAUGUUCGUGCGUGGGCAAAUAUGGGUAUCAGUUAUGCCAACCAGGGUAUGUAUGAGGAUUCCAUUCGUUACUAUGUCCGAGCACUUACCAUGAAUCCGAAGGCAGAUAACGGUUGGCAAUAUUUGAGAAUUUCUUUGAGCUGUGCUUCCAGGAAUGACAUGUUGGAAGCCUGCGAUUCUCGGAAUCUAGAUGUUCUGCAGAAGGAGUUUCCUUUAUAAUGUUCGUAGUUCUUUUGAAUUGCUGGAUGAGAAUAACUGGGUCCAUCACUGAAUUGAGAACCGAAAUAUGCAGAGGCUCAUAAUGAAGAACACGGGUUCAUGCUUAUGGUUCAUCCUGUGCCGGUUUUGGUAAAAUUAUCCGAGAGUCGGAAGAGUAAGUGGGGCAAUACGAACUCAUCCAAAUGAAAUAAAUUAAAGUACUUCAAAAAAUAAUACGUCAAUGUGUAAUGUUUCUUAUGUAUAACACAGCAAAGCAUAGUUAUAGUUUACAAUGAGAAAGGGCACAAUGGUGGUAGGCCUUGUUUAUAGCUGCUGUAGUUGUUUUGGCUAUAAUGUCAUAGCUGAUGAACUUAAAACAGAUGAUUUGUCAAUUCUUAGAAGAAAUUUCAGGUAUAAAAGUUGAGAUUGCCCCGUACUUUAAAAGAACAAAAAAA
Prunus avium (sweet cherry) is the source of this 2966-nucleotide messenger RNA. RefSeq names its product peroxisome biogenesis protein 5. Gene Ontology annotation, molecular function: protein binding. Gene Ontology annotation, cellular component: cytosol; peroxisomal membrane. Gene Ontology annotation, biological process: protein import into peroxisome matrix, docking. NCBI's taxonomy places the organism in Eukaryota, Viridiplantae, Streptophyta, Magnoliopsida, Rosales, Rosaceae. The record is from RefSeq and is a predicted model, not a curated record.